AUGGUCACCUCCAGAGGGGGCUCUUUUACACCUUCGCUAGCACAACAGCAGCAGCACCAGCAGCAACCGCAGUCUAUUGUGACCGCCGGCGUCACGCAUUCGCCUCACGGGUCCCAUCACGGCCCCUUGAGUGCUGGCGCAAGUCCCGGCAUCAACAGCCCCACUGGAGCAAACCAAGUCACCAAAAUCGUCGUUGCCCAGGUCUCGCUCCUCCUUGGCUCCCUAAAAGAAGAUAAGGAUCGCAAUCCGAAGUGGGAACAACAAGCUGAGCAGCUCAGAAAGCUGAUCGAUGAGAGCGGCAUGGAAGUAUUUCAAAAGUUCUUCUGUCGUAUCGUGGCCGGCAGCGCUCCGCAGAUCUUUCCAAGCCUAAAUAGACAAGUAUCGAGCGCGAACAAUGGGAACUACCAAUUGCUUGUCGAACAAAUGGACGCGAUAUGCACCAAUGCCGAGCAGGCAGGGAAGAUUGCGAAUGCCAUCGAAACGGCGAACGAGGAUAUAUUCCGUGAUUUCGACCUCUCAACGUUCAUGGAGCACUUCAAACUAGACGCGCUCGAAAAGACAAUUCUAGCUUUGGCAUUCAAGACUGGCCCGAGACCAGAUCUCAAAACAAAAGCAAAUGCCAUACUCUCCACUAACUUCACGAACCUCGUCGAAAUAUUGGCUGAUCCAAUUACUUAUGGCCAUGCGCAGCUCCCUAUUCAUCUCCUGACCAAAACUAUCGGCCAAUACAUCCAGGAGCGUCCGCCAAGCUUCGACGACAACGCGCACCGAGAGCUUGCGGCAGCUAUCCACCGCAGGUAUCCUGAGGAUCAUAGUCAUAUACCUACAGAUCUCCUUGCCGCCCUUUAUUUGUGGACGAGUCUGAGCGACCGCAACCCGCUAGUGUUAUAUAUAAAAGAGAGAGGCUCCACCAUGACAGCAGACGAAGAAACCUGUAGAAAUCAUCUCCGCGUCGCUGGAAACAUACAGCGCGAUGAAGAGCAGGUUGCUGCUGCGCUGAUAUAUACCACCAUCAGUCAGACGCCGCCUUUCUCCACCUCUACCUUGGUUAGCAGUCUUCAAAAGGAGGUUCCCAGAGACUUCAACUGGGGAAAAGUGCUUUCGUAUUUUGACCAGCCACAGUUAAGGAUAACAUCGGACCAGUUUCUCAACCUCUACAAAGCUCUACGGCCAUUGGCAGUGAACGAAAAUCUUGAUAUUCAGCUACUUUUUGGUGGAAAAUGGGUAAAUUCCGAGACCCAAUUGUCCUUCCUUUGUGCUAUUCUAUCCCUUACUCCAGACCAACUCGACGCGAAAACAAUUCCGGCUCUUGAAACUUCCUUCGAUGAGAGUGACUUCGGGGUUCUGGAGCCCGGGCUCGCAUCGCGGGCCUCCUAUGCCGUCAGCCACCCUCUUGUUUCUCUGGUUGCCUUGACAGCUAUAAUGGACGUAGCUUUGGAUACACAACCAGCAUCUGAUACUUAUGAAGCUAGGCGACUUUUCCAAAGCGUUAUUGUCCCUAAUUUAGAUAUAUUCCUGGUCUCUGCUUUUGGGGUACCAAAGCCAUGGUCGGAACUUGCACACGAUACCAUCAACACCUUGUUCGACCGAUUUCUAUACAAAGCUGACCCCAACUACGAUUUCGUUCUUAUGGCGCUGUGGCGCAAAGACAAGGCCUGGGUUGCGUCCCGCCUAUCAGAUCUCCAUGCGAGAGCUCCCUUGGAGCUGCCAACAAUCCUCUUGCAUGCCAAGAGACAUAAAUGGCUAGACGACUUGAUACCAAUCCUCAGUGGCUUUGGACUGGACCUUGCAGCGUUUGCUCAUGCAGAAGAUGCUUAUUCCCUCGACAAGUGGGCCGAAUCUCACUCGACGCACCCCGAGGAGCUUGCACGUGCUCUCAUGACCUUCUUGAACAUUAAGUCUCAACAUGAGUUAGACGCCCAGCGCUCUGAAGAUGGGCAGAGGGUGUUAGUCAGUGUUAUGCUUCCUGUUAGGACCAUAUCUGCUCUUCUCCAUAUUCUAGAAGACAUAUUGCCAAAAUCGCCGGUGCCAGACCUCAUCACCGUGCAACGGCAAUGCAUCACCGCAUACCCCAGACUCAUCAACUAUGGAGAAGGUUACGACGAUAUCAUUGAUAACAAUGGUCUGGAGUCGAAUUCUUUGCCGAUUGCAGCAAAUGAGAAGAUGGAGGAGCAUUACAAACGCAUGUACAACCAAGACCUACAGCCCAAACAAGUUGUGGAAGCUCUCAAUAUAUACAAGCACUCGCGCUCCCCCACCGAUCAGGAUGUAUUUGCUUGCAUGAUACAUGGCUUGUUUGACGAGUACGCACUUUAUGGCACAUACCCAUUAGAGGCAUUAGCUACCACGGCUGUUCUAUUUGGCGGAAUCAUUCAGCACAAGCUCAUAUCCGAUCUUCCACUUGAGAUUGGCCUCUACAUGAUUCUCGAGGCUGUUCGAGAUCACCCCAUCGACCAAUCGAUGUACAAAUUUGGAUUGCAAGCCCUGAUUCAGCUCUACCCUCGGUUAUCCGAAUGGCCAGGGUUCUGCAGACAACUUCUUCAAGUUCCGGGUCUGCAGGGAACCGAGGCUUGGAUUAAGGCGGAACAAAUUGUUCGCGACGCUGACCAGGAAGAAGCUUCUCGUAACGGCGAUGCUCAUCAGUUGAUGAACGGCGGGGGCAUCACUAACGGCAAUAUCGAUGAAAUACUUGCAGCUGAGCCUAGUGCACCCGAAUUUAGUGCACUGCAUGUAGAGCCAAGUUCUUUACCCGAAUACGAUGACCCAUCCUCGGACAUUCAAGAGAAGAUACAGUUCGUCUUAAACAACGUCACGGCGGACAAUUUAGAGUCAAAGUUCAGUGAGCUUAAGGAUUCGAUGGAUGAUUACACUCAAACAUGGUUUGCAGGCCAUUUGGUUGAAGAACGCGCAAAGAUGCAGCCAAACUACCACCAAUUAUACCUCGAUCUUGUCAAGCUGUUCGGCAGAAAGUCUCUCUGGGCAGAAGUUCUGCGGGAAACCUACGUCAGCACCAUUCGCAUGCUUAAUUCUGAGGCCACCAUGCAGUCUCAAACUGAACGAGCACACCUGAAGAACCUGGGUGUUUGGUUAGGCUCCUUGACUCUCGCUCGAGAUAAAGCUAUCAAGCACAAGAAUAUCGCCUUCAAGCAACUUUUGAUAGAAGCAUAUGACACGCAACGACUAAUAGUCGUGAUCCCAUUCGUCUGCAAGGUACUUGCUCAGGGUAAAUUCUCUACAAUCUUUAAGCCGCCGAAUCCUUGGGUCAUGGACAUCAUCCACCUUCUGAUUGAGCUUUAUCAUCACGCAGAGCUGAAGCUUAAUCAACGUUUUGAGAUUGAGGUUCUUUGUACGGAACUAGAACUGGACCACAGAAGUAUCGAACCUUCUUCAGACAUCAUGAAUCGUAUGCCUCUAGUCGAAGAAGCGACAGAAGUCAUGGCCCCAGAGAUCCUGGACAGAUUCGAUAACAUGUCCAUGAAUGGCCUCGUUGCUGGCGUUGGAAGUGGCAGGUUCUCUCCUCAAGAGAUUGCAUCUUCAAUCCCUGACCUCGGUCCACUACUUACAUACCCUCCUGUGAACGACAUGGUCAACCAAACUCGUUUACGUGAAAUCCUGAAGACUGCCAUGAACCGCUCGGUACAGGAAAUCAUCGCCCCUGUCGUUGAACGCUCAGUCACAAUUGCGGCCAUAUCGACUGCCCAGAUGAUCCACAAGGACUUUGCGACCGAACCGGACGCAGAUAGAUUGGAGGCAGCAGCCAUCAAUAUGGUCAGGAAGACGGCCGGUAGUCUUGCUCUAGUCACCUCAAAAGAACCUUUACGAGCAAGCAUAACCAACCACAUGAGGACCCUAUCUGCAGACCAUGGUCAAGGACUUCCAGAGGGGACCAUCAUCAUGUGUGUCAACCAAAACCUGGAGGUUGCCUGCAACCAAGUGGAGAAGAAAGCUGAGGAUCGCGCUGUUCCUGAAAUCAAAGAGUUGAUCGAACCAGAGCUGGAACUACGCCGUCAACAUAAGCUGACAAAUCCAACCGACCCUUUCAUUGAUCGGGAUCUGAGCCGCUGGUCCUGGACAAUCCCAAAUCCGUACAAACUGCAGCCCAAUGUAGACGGCUUAAAUAUGCAGCAAAUGGCCAUAUAUGAGGAAUUUGCUCGACAACCACGUGCCCCGCUGGCUCUUUCUCUUUCGGGUACUACCCACGUCGCCACUUCCUCAGAUACAACACGGUCAGUGGCGAAUGAGGUUCUACAGGAUCAAUACGCAAUCCCAAAUCUUGCAACGCCGGCAGCGGAGCCUCCUGUGAUGCCUCACCUCAGCAAUCAGCAACUUGCCUAUGCUCAGCCAAAUACCAGCAUGGCUAACGGAAGACUUCCUAUUCCGAUGGAUACGAGAAGCAUGAUGGAAAGAGUACAAAAAACCCUUCUUGAACUACAACGCGCGACAGCAGAAGCUCCUGAGCAGCAUUUCGAGGAUCUAACCAAGAGAGUUCACGAAGAGUCUCAGCCAGUCCUGAAAUCUCAUGAUGAGCUUUGUGAUUUUGUAAUCAAAAGCCAGCAUGGGCCAAGCACUGAACCGCUUGAUCUUUUCAUUGUUGAUCAGAUCUGCCGUUUACUUUUCAGUGGAACCCAGGACCAACUUCUUAUAGAAACCUUGGUGUCUGCGUUGCAAAACAUUCGUAGAAUUAGCGGUCGGGUUGCAGGCCAACUCGCUCUAUUUAUCGGCGACGUCGAAGAUGAAACCCUGCUUAAUAUUCCCCUGGUCACAAUCUUGAUCGAACACAACCUGGUCCAAUUACGACGCAUUGACUCAGCUGCCUCCAAGGCGAUAUUGGGCAGGAAAGAAGGCUCACUUGACUUCCUGUCCUCCUUACUUGAUUACGUACUUCUUGUCGAUCGCCCCCCUGCCCUGUAUGCCGAUUUUGCCAAGAGUUUAGAGGUUGCAUGGCAAUGGAUCGAAGAAGAUCCGUCUAUUGAGGUUGGGCAACAGCUGAAGCAAAAGUUGUUAGACCACAAUCUACCCCGAUCAAUUGGCCGCAGUAUCGAAGACUACCGAGCCGAUGAAAAGCUUGUCCAUCGCCAAGAUCAAAUGGACUAUGUCUUCGAUGAGUGGGUUCAUCUGUGCCGGAACCCCAAUGCAAGUGAGAAGGCGGCACCACAAUUCAUCCUGCAGAUGUACAAGGGGCAACUAAUUAACGAGCGUGAUGGAAUGUGUUUGUUCUUGCGGAUCAGUAUCGAUGCAUCCGUAAAAUCUUUCGAACAACACAUACAGACAAGUGGUAGUCUCGACGAGGCUUACAGCACAAUUGACUCGCUAGCGAAGCUGAUCUCUCUGAUCGUCAAUGGACGUGAGCGAGAGAUUGAAGGCCAAGGUGCAGUUCAACCGACCAAGGCUGAAUAUCUCAAAUUUGUCUUGUCUCUCACGGUUUUGGUCCUGAACCACCAUCAUGUCGUGCGUGGAGAUAACUUCAAUCAGAAGGUGUUUCUGCGGCUGUUCUCUACUCUUCUUUGCGAGAUGAACAAUUUCGACGGUGGAUUGACAGACGUGGAGCAGCGAGAUAUACUUUUCGUCUUCGCUGAAGUCUUUCUGAAAGUGCGUCCGUCACACUUCCCUGGCUUUAUUUUCGGUUGGCUUCCCUUGGUAUCCCACCGAAACUUUAUGCCUCAACUAUUGAGACUCCCAGAUCAUGCUGGAUGGAAUCGUUUCGCCAAAAUUGUGGAAAACCUGAUGCUCUUUGUUGGCGAGCUCCUCAAGCCAUUGCACCUAAGUACAGUGACGAAAGAAAUAUACCAAGGGGUUCUGAAGUUUAUUGUUGUCUUGCAACACGACUUUCCCGAAUUUGUGGCCGCCAAUCACUCCAAGCUCUGUGCCAACAUUCCCAGUCACUGUGUCCAGCUCCACAAUCUGAUUCUAGAUGCGAAGCCCAGCCCUUAUCUCAAGGCUCCAGAUCCAUUGCAGCCGGGGUUGAAGAUCGACCGUAUCAACGAGAUCCGCGAGUUUCCAGACAAUGAGAACGAUGUCGAGGCUCCUCUGCGGCAGAGCGAGUUGUUCGAGAUUCUUGAACAGGCAUUGCAGACCGGUCCUUCGGAGGAUGCUGUUGCACAUAUUGCACAUGCAGCGCAACGCAGGAAUGGCCGACAGACUGGACCUGGUUUUGUGCCUAUCAAUGUGGACCCUAAACUCUUAGACUCACUUGUAGUGUACACAGGCAUGCAUGCCAUUACCAGGGCAGAACAGACGAACGGCCCAGCGUACAUCCAAGCAUCCCCUGAUGCAGCGUUACUUUCUAUGCUAGUUCAUGAGCUUAAUCCUGAGGCGCGGUACUACUUCCUCAGCAGUAUCGUCGACCAGCUCCGAUAUCCCAACAACCACACCCACUACUUCACUCAAGCCUUGUUGGAAAUAUUUGGAACCGAUCUCAACGACCAAGAAGAAUCUGAUAUCCGGGAGCAGAUCAUUCGCAUUCUCUUGGAGAGGUUGAUGGGGCAAUGGCCACAACCGUGGGGAGUGAUUCUCAUUAUUCAGGAGCUCGUCAAGAACGAGAAGUAUAUGUUUUAUGAAUUACCAUUCGUUAAGUCGAUUCCGGAUGUAAGUUCCCUUUGCAUCUACUUGAUAUUAGGAUUCUAA
Messenger RNA from Lachnellula hyalina, 6624 nucleotides. RefSeq names its product General negative regulator of transcription subunit (gene not1). Gene Ontology annotation, molecular function: molecular adaptor activity. The record is from RefSeq and is a predicted model, not a curated record. Gene Ontology annotation, cellular component: CCR4-NOT core complex; P-body. Bases 1 to 6624 code for a protein of 2207 amino acids. Lineage: Eukaryota; Fungi; Ascomycota; Leotiomycetes; Helotiales; Lachnaceae. Gene Ontology annotation, biological process: nuclear-transcribed mRNA catabolic process, deadenylation-dependent decay. The transcript is spliced from 3 exons.